AGGCUGCCCGCGGCCGACGAGAGGGGCGUCACCAGGGCCGCCAGGGAGGGCGUCGCGUGGAGCGGCGUCCGCCUCUGGGCCUUCAUCGCCAGCGGCCCGCUCGCGGCGCACCUCGCGGACCAUCUCUCGUACGGACACGUGCUUGCCACGGCCGACCUCGGCUGCAUCUCUCUGGCGGCCGCCUCCCUGUACCGGAACGUGCGGUCGGCGGUGUGUCAGGACGGGACGUUCUCAGACGAGCAGCCUGCCCUGGCGGCGCUAGCCGUGACGGGGACUCUCUGCCUUGUUAUCUCAACCGUCAUCAUGGUCGUGGUUCACCCGACGUGCGCCUUCCUGAGCGGCCUUCAUCUCCUGGGCGUCUCGCACGCAGUUUCAGCAUGA
Molecule: messenger RNA, 381 nt
Organism: Prorocentrum cordatum
Lineage: Eukaryota; Dinophyceae; Prorocentrales; Prorocentraceae
Source: the annotation of a GenBank genome assembly